AUGUCAAAUCUGAGAUGCCUCGUUGUCGGGGCCUCGAUCGCCGGUCCCGCGACAGCCUACUGGCUCGCCAAAACAGGUGCCCAAGUCACAGUCAUUGAACGAUUUUCUCAGCUCCGGACCAAUGGUCAGAAUGUCGACAUUCGCACAACAGGAGUCUCAGUCAUGCGGAUGAUGCCAGGCAUGGAAGAAGCUGUGCGGGCCACUCUGCAGCCCAUGCAUGGCUUUAGUGUCGUCCGCGAGGACGGCUACUCCUAUGGAACCAUGAAGCCCACCGGGGAUCCCAAUCGCCAGUCAUUAAUCUCCGAGUACGAAAUUCUUCGAGGAGACUUGUCGCAGAUUCUUUACGACAUGACCAAGGACCACAAAUCAAUCAAAUAUAUCUUCGGUGAACAAGUUGCCUCGAUUCAGCAGCAACCUGAGUCAAGCAACGGGCCUGUUCGGGUGGAAUUUUUGAACGGAACCCCUUCUACAGAGUACGAUCUUGUCAUCGCUUGCGACGGAGCGACCUCCCGGACUCGGGCUAUUGGUCUUGGAUGCGGCAAACGCGACUACGUCCAUCCCAUGAAUGCCUGGGCAGCGUUCUUCUCCGUGAAACAGGACCUACUCUGCGGAAGUCAAAUCGGGAAUCUAUAUAGUGCUGUCAACGGCCGUGUGAUUGGCGUUGGUCCCGGUCAAAAUGGCGGCAACCUGAUCACCAUGAUGGGAGUCAACCUAGAUGACACGGACACGAACGGCGCCAUGGCCAAUUUCCACGAAGCGAGCAGGUUGGGCACAGAGGCGCUCAAGAAGUUCGUCGCGCGGCAAUUCGAGGGCGCCGGCUGGAAAGCCGACGAGAUUGUACGGGGUAUGAUGGAAGCGGACGACUUCUACGGAAGCGAAUGGGUUCAAGUGAAGCCACCGACUUUGCACAAAGGACGCUUUGUGAUGGUUGGCGAUGCAGGCUAUGGACCUGGUCCCACUGGGACGGGCACUAGCUUGGCCUUGACCGGAGCAUAUCUGUUGGCAGGAGAAGUUGGCAAACAUUCCGGAGAUCUUGCGGCUGCUUUGAGAGGCUACGAGAAGCAGAUUCGGCCGCUUGUCGAGACGAUGCAAAAGGUACCCCCGUUGUUUCCCGGAAUGUUUGCACCGCAGAGCAGAUGGGGGAUCUGGGUGAGAAAUAUGUGUUUCGCCUUUAUCUGUUGGAGUCGUCUGCCGUUUUUGUUGGAGAAGCUGUUCGGGGCUGCUUCUUCCAGUGCAGAUGAGUAUCAAAUACCGGAUUACCAAUGGAAUGAAUGA
Messenger RNA from Penicillium diatomitis, 1275 nucleotides. Its product is annotated as putative FAD-binding monooxygenase. The coding region runs from base 1 to 1275 and encodes 424 amino acids. Lineage: Eukaryota; Fungi; Ascomycota; Eurotiomycetes; Eurotiales; Aspergillaceae. The transcript has a single exon. Gene Ontology annotation, molecular function: FAD binding. The record is from RefSeq and is a predicted model, not a curated record.